Messenger RNA from Boleophthalmus pectinirostris (great blue-spotted mudskipper), 7517 nucleotides. RefSeq names its product regulatory associated protein of MTOR, complex 1 (gene rptor). Gene Ontology annotation, molecular function: protein binding; protein-macromolecule adaptor activity. The record is from RefSeq and is a predicted model, not a curated record. The coding region runs from base 694 to 4839 and encodes 1381 amino acids. Gene Ontology annotation, biological process: regulation of autophagy; TORC1 signaling; cellular response to amino acid stimulus. Gene Ontology annotation, cellular component: TORC1 complex; cytoplasm. NCBI's taxonomy places the organism in Eukaryota, Metazoa, Chordata, Actinopteri, Gobiiformes, Gobiidae. The transcript has 36 exons.
UCUGGGUCCAACCCAACAUGGCUGCGCCCUGGCUGCAGUGCUGAACAAGUGCCUCUUCGGAGAAAUUCUUGGGACUUUGUGCGUUUUCCGCCAAAACCAAAGUAGGAGGCUGUCCCGCGGUGCCGCGGACCUACAGCAGAGGAGUAUCGGUGCUCAGGGCUCGAUCGUGCGGCCGGUGCUGCGUGUGGCUGUGGCAGAGUGUCCGUGUGAAGAUGGGCCUCGCUCCCAGCCGCUUUCCAUAGCGAAGAGCCGCGGGGAGAGGAGCCGCGGAUUCCCCUGCAAACACGCGCCCGUCCUGCUGGGCUUUGACGGCUUUGACCUCCUGUACCGGCUCUGGACGCUACCAUACAAGUUUCUGACGCGGAUAGUUUGUGCCACUGUGUCUGUGAUCAGCCGCAGACGGAGAGGCUCUGCACGGGCUGACACUCACCAAGGACCAAGGUUUGCACGCUUCUGCCAUCUGCACGCUCCGCUGCUGGACUAGCGCCAUUCCGCACAUCUGCUCUGUCUCACUGCUUGUGCCAUUUCGCAACUUUAGCUGGAAACUAAGCUCUAAAUAGCUUGAGCUACACAUGCAGUCUGACAGUGACAGCGCUAGCACGGAGCUGUCAAAUUAGCCGCGCUUUGCUAACAGCGAGCUACCCGGCUUAUUUGAGACCUGAGAAGCACAGAUCCUGGACUGAGGCUGUUAACAUGAAUUCAUACAGGGCACUGAUGAAGAUGGACUCAGAGCUGCACUCACCGGCGCUGGCUCUGGCUGAGGAAGAGGAGGCUGACAUGAACGACUGGAAGUUGCCGCUGGCGUUCAUGAAGAAGAGGCACUCAGAGAAGAUUGAGGGCUCCAAGGCUCUGGCCCAAAGCUGGAGAAUGAAGGACCGGAUGAAGACAGUGAGUGUAGCGCUGGUGCUGUGCCUAAAUGUUGGGGUGGACCCUCCUGAUGUGGUCAAGACCUCCCCCUGCGCUCGCCUGGAGUGCUGGAUCGAUCCCCUGUCGAUGAGUCCUCAGAAAGCACUAGAGACCAUUGGGGCAAAUCUCCAGAAGCAAUAUGAAAACUGGCAGCCGCGGGCGCGGUACAAGCAGAGUCUGGACCCCACGGUGGAUGAGGUGAAGAAGCUGUGCACAUCUUUGAGGAGAAAUGCCAAAGAGGAGAGAGUGCUGUUCCACUACAAUGGCCACGGAGUUCCCCGGCCCACAGUCAACGGAGAGAUCUGGGUUUUUAACAAGAACUACACCCAGUACAUCCCCCUGUCCAUCUACGACCUGCAGACAUGGAUGGGGAGCCCCUCCAUCUUUGUUUACGACUGCUCCAACGCUGGCAUCAUCGUCAAGUCCUUCAAACAGUUUGCCCUCCAGAGAGAACAGGAGCUGGAGGUUGCAGCCAUAAACCCCAGUCACCCUUUGGCCCAGAUGCCCCUCCCUCCCUCCAUGAAGAACUGUAUCCAGCUGGCAGCGUGUGAAGCCAGUGAGCUGCUACCUAUGAACCCUGACCUCCCUGCUGACCUCUUCACCUCCUGCCUCACCACGCCCAUCAAUAUCGCCCUCCGCUGGUUUUGUAUGCAGAAGAGUGCCAAGCUGGUGCCAGGGGUGACGUUAGACCUUAUUGAGAAAAUCCCAGGACGACUCAAUGACAGGCGCACCCCACUCGGAGAACUCAACUGGAUCUUUACGGCCAUCACGGACACCAUUGCUUGGAACGUCCUGCCCAGAGAUUUGUUCCAGAAACUCUUCCGACAGGACCUGCUCGUUGCCAGUCUGUUCAGAAACUUCCUCUUAGCCGAGAGAAUAAUGCGGUCGUACAACUGCACUCCAGUGAGCAGUCCCAGGCUACCUCCCACAUACAUGCACGCCAUGUGGCAAGCCUGGGACUUGGCUGUGGACAUCUGCCUCUCUCAGCUGCCCACCAUCAUCGAAGAGGGGACCGCCUUCAGACACAGUCCAUUCUUCGCAGAGCAGCUCACAGCAUUUCAGGUUUGGCUGACGAUGGGAGUGGAAAAUAGGAACCCUCCAGAACAGCUGCCCAUUGUUCUACAGGUGCUGUUGAGCCAGGUGCACAGGCUGCGGGCUCUGGAUCUUCUCGGGAGGUUCCUGGACUUGGGGCCAUGGGCUGUCAGUCUGGCUUUGUCCGUGGGGAUUUUCCCUUACGUGCUCAAACUGCUUCAGAGCUCAGCGAGGGAGCUCCGGCCGCUGUUGGUUUUCAUUUGGGCCAAAAUCCUGGCGGUGGACAGUUCGUGUCAAGCUGAUCUGGUCAAAGAUAAUGGACACAAGUACUUCCUGUCUGUUCUGGCGGAUAAUUAUAUGCCGGUGAGCAAUUUAUCUUCACAACUUCACUACUACUGGCUGACGAUUACUGAAGCAGAGCACCGGACCAUGGCAGUCUUCAUCCUCGCUGUAAUUGUCAACAGCUACACCACAGGGCAGGAGGCCUGUCUACAGGGUAAUCUCAUCGCCAACUGCCUAGAGCAGCUGUCUGACCCUCACCCCCUGCUGCGUCAGUGGGUGGCCAUUUGUCUGGGGCGGAUCUGGCAGAACUUUGACCCGGCGAGAUGGUGCGGUGUCCGGGACAGUGCCCACGAAAAGCUCUACACACUGCUGUCAGACCCCAUCCCAGAGGUGAGAUGUGCGGCAGUCUUUGCCUUGGGGACGUUUGUGGGAAACUCUGCUGAGAGGACUGACCACUCCACCACCAUCGACCAUAACGUGGCCAUGAUGUUAGCCCAGCUCAUCAACGACGGCAGCCCCGUGGUCCGCAAGGAGCUGGUGGUGGCGCUGAGUCAUCUGGUCGUCCAGUAUGAAAGUAACUUCUGCACAGUGGCUCUGCAGUUCAUAGAAGAAGAGAAGAACUACACUGUACCAUCACCAGCCAACACUGCAGAGCCUGGGAACCUGACUCCAGUGAGCCCGGCCAUCCCACGUCUGCGAUCAGUCAACUCCUACACCAACAUCCGAGCGGCAACAACAGCACGCAACCUGAACAAGAGCCUGCAGAACCUCAAUCUGAACGAGGAGGGUGGACAAGGUGCUUUCUCACCCGGAAACAUCAGCACGAGCAGCAGCGCCAGUAGCACCCUUGGGAGUCCUGACAAUGACGAGUACAUACUGUCAUUCGAGACCAUAGACAAGAUGAGACGGGUGUCAUCCUAUUCAUCACUCAACUCCCUAAUAGGUGUGUCCUUCAACAGCGUCUACACACAGAUAUGGAGAGUUUUGCUACAUUUGGCAGCAGACCCUUUCCCUGAAGUGUCCGACCUGGCCAUGAGGGUUCUAAACAGCAUUGCAUACAAGGCCACAAUGAACGCCCGGCCACAGCGAAUCCUCGACUCCUCGAUCUCACUCUCCGCCCCGGCGAGUCCCACCAGCAAAGGCACCCACAUCCAUCCUGCCGGUGGCUCUCCACCCACGCCCAGCGGCAGCAGCUCGAGUCUGACCAAUGAAGUCCCAAAGCCUCCGCCCCGAGAGCAGCCGGCCUCCAGACCCCCCUACACCCCGACUCUGGGGGGACAGGCCCAGCCGCACUCACAUCAGUUCCCCCGCACUCGCAAAAUGUUCGACAAGGGGCCCGAGCAGGGCACAGAAGAUGGGGAUGAUCCUGGUGGACACAGGAACUACAUUUGCCCCGCACUUCAAACCGGCCUGUGUGAUUGGAGCGCCAAGUAUUUUGCUCAGCCUGUCAUGAAGAUCCCAGAGGAGCACGAUCUGGAGAGUCAGGUGAGGAUGGAACGACAGUGGAGGUUCCUGAGAAACACCAGAGUGAGAAGACAGAGCCGCAACAUCACUCAGAGAGGUAUUGCUCGUCUGGAUGAUCAAAUAUUCAUCAACCGAAACCCCGGCGUCCCGUCUGUGGUCAAGUUCCACCCCUUCAACACCUGCAUCGCCGUGGCCGACAAGGACAGCAUCUGUUUUUGGGACUGGGAGAAGGGCGAGAGGUUGGACUAUUUCUACAAUGGAAAUCCUCGGUACACACGGAUCACGGCCAUGGAGUAUCUCAAUGGACACGACUGUUCACUGUUGUUAACGGCAACAGAUGACGGUGCAUUGCGGAUCUGGAAAAACUUCGCUGACCAGAAGAACCCAGAGAUGGUGACCGCGUGGCAGGGGCUGUCGGACAUGCUGCCCACCACCAGAGGUCAGCCUUCUGCCGGCGCCCACAGUCUGGCCAGAAGGGUGUCCAUCUAUCUGGACAGGAGUAAACAAGGAGGUGCGGGGAUGGUGGUGGACUGGGAGCAGGACACUGGUCUCCUCAUGACGUCCGGAGAUGUACGAGUCAUCAGAAUUUGGGACACGGAUCGGGAGAUGAAAGUCCAGGACAUACCCACUGGAGCGGACAGCUGUGUGACCAGUCUGUCAUGUGACUCCCAGCGCUCCCUUGUUGUCGCCGGCCUUGGUGAUGGUUCUGUCCGAGUGUUUGAUCGCAGAAUGGGCCCAAAUGAAUGUCGUGUGAUGACGUAUAGAGAACAUGGCGCCUGGGUGGUCAAAGCUCACCUGCAGAAAGAGACAGAUGGCCAUAUAAUCAGUGUCAGUGUUAAUGGUGAUGUGCGUUUCUUUGAGCCACGGAGCCCGGACUCAGUCAAUGUGCUUCAGACUGUAAAAGGACUGACAGCUUUGGACAUCCACCCACAAGCAAACCUGUUCGCAUGUGGCUCAAUGAACCAGUUUAUUGCAGUGUACAACUCGAAUGGAGACGUGAUCAGCAACAUUAAAUACUACGACGGCUUCAUGGGACAGAGGAUUGGUGCUAUCAGCUGUUUAGCCUUCCAUCCGUACUGGCCUCACUUGGCGGUGGGCAGUAAUGACUACUACAUGUCCAUCUACUCAGCAGAGAAGAGACUGGAGAGGAGAUAACACACACCAGCAUUCACCCCCAACCAGGGCUGUGCAAUGAAUUUUAAUUGAGAAUUGAAUCAAUUAUCAGCUUUGGGAUUUCAAUCGUGAGGUCUACAGCCAGUCAGUAAAAGCAUGUGGUUUGGAGUUCAGACUUUGGACAAAGAAAUCGGACUAUAUUUUUGUUUUGUUUUAAAUGGCAAGGUUUGUCUAGUUUAUGUUGAAAUUAAGGUUGAAAGCCAUUUUUAUUUGUUUUUAAUAAGACAAAAAUCAAAUCAGAAAUUGUCAUCGAUGAAGAAAAAAACAUCUUGUAAUUUUUUUUGUCCAAUCGCCCAAUCCUACCCUGCAACCACCCCAGUGUCCCAUGAUCUCAUUUUCCCAAAUUAUGACUGGAGACCUGACUCUGAGCUCCGGGAUGUAAAUUAUAUUUUUGUACAUAUGCAAUUACUCCCAACCUGAAUGUUCAAGUGAUGGCUGCUGCAAAACAUGAAACUUGUGCUACAAAAGACUCUCUAUACAUACUAUAUAUAAAAUUACCUUUUCAUUGUUUAUUCAUAUUCUUAUUAUGGAGCUAAUGAUUGUAGACUUGGCCAUGCUGCAGGCUGUGUAUAUAUAAAUAAGUCUAUACAGAAGAGGACAGAAGACAAAGGAUUUAUUUUAAAAAGAAAGAGAGAAAGACUGUUGCAUCGCAGCUAGUGUCACUACCUUGGACUUGAAAACACCCUCCAUGCAACCUGUAAGGGGCACAUUUUUGCUGGACCUCAAAAUGUGCAUUCGACAGCUAAAAAGGACAGAUAUAGCCUUCGCUGCACCUUCAGAUAGACAAAAACAGACUGGGUUCUGUCUUGAGUGGUGCAUGUCACCCUUGAAUGAGUAUGCGUGUAUGUUUCAGCACAUAUUAGCACAGUUCACUUCCUUGUUCAUUGUCUCCAGCGUGCCAAAUUUUCUUUUUCCUUGCUAACACCAGGGCCAAUGGCUUUUUGUUGUUUUUGGUUAUUUUGAGACAUACUACCUGUUAUAAGGGAAACUGUAUCCCGAGGUGGUUAAGGUAGCUGGCUAAGAAAGAAAAGUGUUACGCUUACAAGAAUGGUACUUCUGCAAAGCAAUAAUCAUGUAUUCUAGGACCUAGCUUCAUGCCCCUUCAUGUCAGAUAACACAGCACUUGAAUGCAAAUUUAAUCUCAAAAUGUGUUUGAUUCAAGCAGCCAUAAAGCAAUAUAAAAACUACUUUAUGUUUUGAGUGGCACAUACAAUAGUUAUUUUCGUUUUAAUAAAUAAUAAUGCCGUUAUUGAUCUUUCCACUGUAAACAAAUGAAUUAGUUAUGUAUUUUAUUUUGGUUUUAUUGUUUGGUUUUGAAUUUAUUUGAAAAGGAACUAGCAGGAAGAUGGUUACAGGUAACAUCUGAUCAGGGUCAUGUCACAUUGGAUUUAAAGGUAUACUGUGUAACUUUUCUGGUGGACGGGUCCAUCAUCUACUUGUCUUUAUGGUUUAUUGCAUUGCCUGAAAUGUUCCACAAUAUGGCAUUAAAACAUCUAUUUAACAUAGCUACGAAAGUGUAUUAACUUUCCAAAAAUACCUUGAACCUCCAUUCAUACGGUGAGCAGCUAUGUUCACCACAGAUCUGACAGAUUUUUUAUUUUUAUUUUUUUCCAAUAUGCUUACUACUUUACACAUUUUAUAUACAUACAAAGGACAUUAAAUAUAUAGUAAAAUAUAUGUAGCAAAGAAAAAAGUUAUGUAACUACAAAUGUCACAUUCUAUAUUCAAAUCCUCAAAGUAUCCACCUUUUGCUCCGUCGAAAAAUAUUAUGUAGUGUUAUUUAAGAUUUUUCUUUACUACAUAAUUCCAUUUAUCUUGUUUCAUAUAUUUGAUGUCUUCCGUACAUACAUAAAAUGUAGAGAACAGUAAACAUAUGCAAAAAACAAAAAAACAUUGAAUGUGAAUGAGAUGAUGUGCCCAAAUUUUGACUGGUAGUGUAUACCUUGGCCUGGUGACAUCAUCUGCUUGUCUCCAUGGAGAUAGAGAAAUUUAAUGUCAUAUUGUGGAAUAUAACCCAUGCAAAGUUAAGACAUCUCCAUGAAUGCAAGCAGAUGGUGGACCAUUCUCCAAAAAAGUUACACAGAGUAUCUUCAAAAGGAAUAAACAUGUAUGUCAAUUGAAACAGUUGAUUAUAAUACCCAGUCUGAUGUCCCCUUGUACAACCCUGCAAUUCCCUGUGUCACUGUGGUGCUGCUUGUCGCUAUAAUUUCCUUGUGAUAUCAAAAUGACGUGCCUCUCCUUCAGCUUUGCUUCUGUAACUUUUUUAUUCUUAAUCGUUCUGUUACGUAAUUUUGUGUUUUUAACUCUGCUUUUUCCGUUGGUAGGCCUUGACUUGAGUAAGAUGGGGGCAGCAGGACAGACAGACUAGUAUAAUUAUUUAUGCUACUGCAAUGGGCUUGUCUCUUGAUUUCCCCCAAAGUUUAAACAAGAAUUCACAAUUUGACCAAGGUUAGUCCAAACUGACACUGACCUUUCACCAAAAUCAGAAAUGUCUCCAAAACAAUACUAUACUACUUUGUGUUGAGUUUUUGGAGAAAAAGAAGGAAAAGACUUAAAGUAGUGAGAGAGGAAACAUAAAAACAAUCAGGGUUGUCUGGCUGUUGGCUGCUUUGCUGAUUGUGGUUCUGAGACGGAGAUGAAAUAAACCAAAUACCACACUG